Molecule: messenger RNA, 2476 nt
Organism: Tripterygium wilfordii
Lineage: Eukaryota; Viridiplantae; Streptophyta; Magnoliopsida; Celastrales; Celastraceae
Product: YTH domain-containing protein ECT2-like
Exons: 9
Coding region: 325-2379 (684 amino acids)
Biological process (GO): mRNA destabilization
Cellular component (GO): cytoplasm
Molecular function (GO): mRNA binding
Source: RefSeq, a predicted model, not a curated record
UCUAGCCGACCAACAAUAGUUGUUUCGAAAAACAUAUAAUUAUGUAGUUUAAGGCCUCACAGACAGAUAGGAAACAAGGUUUUACCACAUCAAAUGACCUGCGGGUGACGAAACGUCAUAAAGAAGCAAACCGUGGUGCCAUUUGAAUCACCGCUUUUGGAUUAACAGAACCCUUUUUUUCUUUAAAACCCAAACCUUGGCGGCUGUAUACUCUGAGACCCGUUGUCUCUCUAUCACUCCUAGGGUUUCUCUCUAUCUCUGAAGUUGUUAUUGGAUUAUAAGAUUUGAGAUCGUCGCUUGUUGCAGAUCUGUUUGUGAUUAGUCAUGGCCACAGUUGCUCCUAUUGCCGAUCAAGCUGCAGGAUGGCUGCAAAAUUUAACGCUAGAUUCUCAGGCAAAGACUUUUGAAAUUCCUGAGCCCAAAACGAAGGUAAAUAUGCAGCCUUCUGCUAAUCAAUUUGGCUCUGUUGAUCUGACCAAAGUUCCAAAUGGUCAGAAUCAGUCUUUUGAGCAAUCUGCGACUCCGUUGCUUUCUGAAUAUUCUGAUCCAUCCAUGUGCUAUCUUCAAAAUGGCUAUCCGUCUGCAUAUUACUAUGGUGGCUACAAUGGUAUUGGCAGGGAGUGGGACAACUAUAUGCGAUAUGUGAAUCAAGAUGGAGUUGAUAUGAUUCAUGGGAUUUAUGGGGAAAAUGGGUCUGUCCUGUAUCACCAGGGAUUUGGGUAUCCGCCAUAUGGUCUGUAUUCACCGGAAACUUCACCUGUUCCGGCCAUAGGUAAUGAUGGACAGCUAUAUGGGCCUCAACAUUACCAAUAUCCUCACUAUUUCCAACCAAUGACUCCAAGCAGUGGGCCAUUAACUUCUAGUCUAGUCAAUCCUUCACAGGGGGAGCUCUCCACGUCAGGAACUGCUGACCAGAAGCCUUUACCUGUCGAAGCAGUGAAAGGGAACUCUAAUAGCAUUGGCGGUGGUGGUGGGGUUUUCAAGGGAAACAAUGUUUCAGUCCCCUUUAAACCAGCUUAUCAAAAUACCUGUAAUUCAAAUAAUAUUUAUGUUAGAAGUGCUCUGCCCAUUGGUGUUCCUCCUUCUGGUUAUCAAGAUCCAAGAUUUGGUUACGAUGGGGCUCGCUCGCCUAUCCCUUGGCUAGAUGGCUUUUCAGAUGGUUUGCAUAGGCCUGUGACUAACCAUGGGAUGACUCCUUCGUAUCCAAAGGUCAACAACAUUCAAUCUUCAAGGAAUCAGAAUUUCCGUCCAAAUUCCCAAUUUAUGGGUUUGCACCAUCCCAGUCCAAUGUCUGGCAUGGGUUCAGCUCAUGGCUUUGUGAACAGGAUGUACCCAAACAAAUUAUAUGGUCAAUAUGCAAACUCAUUUAGGUCUGGUAUGGGAGUUGAAUCUGGUGGUUAUGAUUCGCAAACAAAUGGACGUGGAUGGUUGGCUGUUGAUGGCAAGUAUAGACCCAAGGGGCGUGGUGGUUACUUUGGUUAUGGCAACGAGAAUGCUGACGGAUUGAAUGAGCUGAACAGGGGACCUAGAGCCAAGAGUUCAAAGAACCAUAAAGGUUUUGCUCCCAACAUCGAUGAGAAUGAAAAUGCUUCUGUAGCUCCAUACAGGGAACCAUAUAACAUUGCAUAUUUCCCUGAGGAUUAUAGUGAUGCCAAGUUCUUCAUAAUCAAGUCCUACAGUGAGGAUAAUGUCCACAAGAGCAUCAAGUAUAAUGUCUGGGCCAGUACGCCCGAUGGAAACAAAAAGCUUGAUGCUGCUUACAAGGAGUCUCAGCAGAAAUCUGGAGGCUGCCCUGUAUUUCUUUUCUUCUCGGUAAAUACCAGUGGGCAAUUUGUUGGUCUUGCGGAGAUGGUGGGGCCAGUUGAUUUUAACAAGAAUGUAGAGUAUUGGCAACAAGACAAGUGGACUGGCUGUUUUGCUGUGAAGUGGCAUAUUGUAAAGGAUGUGCCAAACAGUUUAUUGAAGCACAUUACCCUUGAAAACAAUGAAAAUAAGCCCGUUACUAACAGCCGAGACACUCAAGAGGUCAAGUUAGAACAUGGGCUUAAAAUGAUCAAAAUAUUUAAAGACCAUUCCAGUAAAACGUGCAUUUUAGAUGAUUUUACCUUUUAUGAGGCUCGGCAGAAGACAAUCCUGGAGAAGAAGGCUAAGCAACAGCAGUUCCAGAAACAGGUUUGGGAAGGAAGAGCCAACGUGGAAAAGAUAGAAGAGGCAAUUGAUUCUCAGAAACCGUUGGAGGCUGUAUCUGAUGUAAGAAAGGAUGCUACUACUAUUGCUCAACCUAAUGGAGACUUCAAGCAUCCUGAGAAUGGCUCCGUUGGAAAAGCUGGAGAUGGCUUAAAGGGUAGCAAACCAGUUUUGUCAGAGAAGAAUAUAUAGCCAAUGGUGUUGCAAAUGGGUUGCUAGCUUCUGCUCUGCACAAUGGUUGUCCAUAGCUAAAUAGAACUUCCCGCAAAGUAAUUCUGCUGGCAAUCCU